AGACUUCACACUGCACAUCACACUGAUCCAUCAAUGAGGUCGAGGCGUCGCCGGAGAAGGAGAACCUUUGUCCGGCCAUCGGUUUAUUCAGCUAAUGCUGUACCCAGCCACUUCUUCAAGAUCAUACUUCCCGGAACGAUUCAUAGCCAAGACAUGAGAAUUCCAAAGGAGUUUGUAAGAAGAUUUGAGAAUGAACUGGCUUGUGAUGCAACGAUUGGUGUUCCGGAUGGCCUUGCUUGGAAAAUGGAACUGGAGAAAUCUGAAAACGAGGUUUGCUUUUGCAAAGGUUGGCAGGAAUUUGUGAAAUACUACUCUAUUAGUUUUGGCUUCUUUCUUGUGUUUAAGUAUGAAGGCAAUUCACAGUUCAGUGUGGUGAUCUUUGAUGUGAGUGGAGCUGAGAUUUACUAUCCAUGCAAAACUAACUUUGAGAAGCAGAACUCGGCAUCUGAACGCCAUAGGAAAAGGUCAUCCAGCUUUGAUCACAAUGGCUACAACACGAGGAGCAAGAAGCAUAAGCUGGAAGAUCAAGAAGAAAUAAUUGAUGUAGACGAUGACAAUGUAUUGAACCACGGUAAAUCGGGAAACAAAGAUAGAUCCGGGCAAGAAAUAGAGUCCUCAAGAAAUCAUGAGAAAGAGAAAGAUAGAUCUAGGCAAAGACGUUGUUCCAAAAUGAAGAACACCUUGAGAAGAAAGCAAAGUGCCAUGGAAGCUGCCCAGAAUUUCAAACCAGAAAAUCCAUCUUUUACUGCUAUAGUAAGGCCAAGUAAUCUGACUUGUCGUUAUCUGGAUGUACCGAUUUCAUUUUGGAGAGCUUAUGUGGGAAAACUUGGUCCUAUGAAGCUGCAGGAUUCUAAGGGACAAAAAUGGGCGAUCAAUUUUCAUAGGCUACACCCGGGAUCUAUCCGAAUAUGGAAGGGUUGGAUCGGUUUCGCCAGGUCCAACAGUGUGAAGGAAGGAGACGUCUGUGUGUUUGAGCUUAUCAAGAGGAAGAACUUUGUAUUUCAAGUUACCGUAUUUGCCUCUUGAUUCUCCUGAUGCUCUUUCUUCAUCUUUCUAUUCCUCGGCGUUGUAAUUCCUGAAUGAAUCUAGGCAUUCUAGCUGGCUGAGAGUUUGGCAAUAGAGGAUUGUAACUUGCCAUGCUAAGUGUUUGCCAUACUUCAAGCUCAGAUUAGCUUAGUUUCAACAUUAUUUGAAUGUUAUCUAUGUAUUUUCCGUGGCUAAAGAAAAGAUCUGUAUAUUAUGUGGCCGUCAAUGUGAAGGAAGACGUCUGUGUUCUUGUU
Messenger RNA from Prosopis cineraria, 1280 nucleotides. Its product is annotated as B3 domain-containing transcription factor VRN1-like. The transcript has 3 exons. The record is from RefSeq and is a predicted model, not a curated record. Gene Ontology annotation, molecular function: DNA binding. The coding region runs from base 34 to 1026 and encodes 330 amino acids. NCBI's taxonomy places the organism in Eukaryota, Viridiplantae, Streptophyta, Magnoliopsida, Fabales, Fabaceae.